CUUGACGGCUCGUAGACGGAUUAAACACUAUAAUUCCCGUGGAUUUACUCUCGAUGUGGCUCACGUAUGUGGAUGCUGAUAGUAAAAACUGAUAGUGGUACUCUCUGUGAAGAAGUACCAUGGAAAAGUUGGGGGCCAAGGGCAAGGAUAAGAAGCCCCCUCUCAAAGACACCAAAGACAAUGCAGCACAUUCCAAGGAACCAAUAGUCCCCGGUUCUAAUCCCACCAAUGCCUCAGGAGGAGUUCAAAUGCCCCUGGAGGACAAGCGCAAGCUCUUCCAAGAAAAAGUCCGCCUUAGCAAUGAGGCCUGCCAGAAUUCAGAUUUUGAGCGAGCCAUUCGACUGUACACCGAAGCGUUGGUCUUGGAUCCCGCCAAUCAUAUUUUGUACAGCAAUAGAUCGGCUGCCCAUAUUAAGCUGAGACAGUACGAGAAAGCGUUACACGAUGCUACGAAAGCGAGAGAGCUCAACGACAAAUGGUCCAAGAUAUGUGGAUACAGCAAACGUGCAUCGAUGGCUGCUCCCCGUAAUCAUCCUAAAACCUUAGAACUGACUCUGCGGUAG
Asterias rubens (European starfish) is the source of this 563-nucleotide messenger RNA. Its product is annotated as stress-induced-phosphoprotein 1-like. The transcript has 3 exons. Gene Ontology annotation, molecular function: Hsp90 protein binding. The coding region runs from base 120 to 563 and encodes 147 amino acids. The record is from RefSeq and is a predicted model, not a curated record. NCBI's taxonomy places the organism in Eukaryota, Metazoa, Echinodermata, Asteroidea, Forcipulatida, Asteriidae.